Molecule: messenger RNA, 1399 nt
Organism: Camarhynchus parvulus
Lineage: Eukaryota; Metazoa; Chordata; Aves; Passeriformes; Thraupidae
Gene: CIART
Product: circadian associated repressor of transcription
Exons: 5
Coding region: 347-979 (210 amino acids)
Biological process (GO): negative regulation of DNA-templated transcription; circadian regulation of gene expression
Cellular component (GO): nucleus
Molecular function (GO): RNA polymerase II cis-regulatory region sequence-specific DNA binding
Source: RefSeq, a predicted model, not a curated record
GAGGCACGUGCGGCCGCGCACGUGUCCGCGUGGGGCCGCCGCGGGCGGGGCGGGACCGGCACCGGGACAGAGAGACCGGGACACCGGAACAGCGGCACCGGCACGGGGACACCGGCACGGCCACAGCCGCACCUGCCCAGGGACACUGACACCGGCCGGGAAACGGGGACAGCGAUACCGGCAACGGGACACUGACACCGGAACGGUGAUACCGGCACUGGGGCAGGGACGGGAACAGCGACACCGGGACAGGGACAGCGGCACCACUGCAGGUGCAGGCGGGAGCAGGCAGCUUCGGCUGGAGCUGAACGCAACGAGAGGCUCCCCUGGGGGGGCCAGCCCCGCCAUGGAGCCCCCGGCCCGCGCCUGCUCCUGCGGCUCCCCUGCCUCUGACAGCGGGGCCGAGGCCGGCAGCUCCCCCCGGAGCCCCCCCAAAGCCGAGCGGAGCCGCAAGCGCCCGGGGGGGCUGGAGCGGGCGACCCCCGAAUCGCCGCCGUCCCCCCGCGGGGGGAAGCGCCCGCGGAAAGGGGAGGGCGGGGAUGUCCCUCCCAGCGAGGGCGAUCGCCUCUUUGCCCAGAAGUGCCGGGAGCUGCGGGGCUUCAUCCGGCCGCUGGCGGAGCUGCUGGAGGGGCUGCGGCGGGGCCGAUACGACAGAGGGCUGAGCAGCUUCCAGCAGAGCGUGGCCAUGGACCGGCUCCAGCGGAUCAUUGGGGUCCUGCAGAAGCCAGAAAUGGGUGCUCGCUACCUGGGGACGCUGCUGCAGGUGGAGGCCAUGCUGCGCCUCUGGUUCCCCCACGUCGGCCCCAAACCCGCGCUGGACUCGGCUCCUCCCGCGGCUCCCCCGCGCCGCCGCCCUCCCGCCGGUCCCGCCGGGGCUCCCCGGUGCCGCCGCCUGCCCGGGGAGCUCCCCCUCGCCAGCCCCGCGGGGACGUUACAGCAGCGGGGACCCCCCGAGUCCCCCCCGGCGCCGGACGUGUGACGCCCCCCCCGGCUCGGGGGGGGGGGGAAGAUCUCGUCUGCAUUUCUUGGUUUUGCCUUUUUGGAUUUUUUACCGGUGGUCAGUGAGACCCGCGGGCGGGCGGGACUGACCGGGGCGGGCACCGAACCCCCCCAGAAGCCCCAACCCCGGGGCGGCCGCGUGCCUUGGCCGGAGCGGAGCCCCCUCCCCGCGGGGACCGGGCCCUCCCGGGCUUGUGCCUUCCCCCGGCGGCUGGGGGGGAGCGUGGGACCCCCCCGAAUGGGGAGGGCCCGGAGCGGGCCCUGCUGGAAGCAAUAAACGCCGCGGGAGCGGCCGGGGCCAGCCGGUGUCGUGUCCUCUGUGCUCGGUGGGGCGGGGGGCGCGGCGUUCCUGUCCCCAGGGGGAGCUCAGAGCCGCCCUUGGUGCCCCUCUGUCCCCUCU